UGUCUAUUUGGAGAAAUGGAGUCAAGGCUGGUCAUGGGUGUCUUUCUCCUAGCGGUGCUCCUUCUGGAUAUACAAUGCAAUCCUCUAUCAUCGGGUUUGGAUCCAAUGUAUGACGAUGGUUACACUGAAGUUGGACCUUCUGAAGCUCCAGGAUGGAAUCCCAUGUAUGAAGCUAGUUUCACUGAAGACGGAACUUUUGAAGCUCCAGGUUUCUAUGAGCCUGAAUUGCAGAUGGACCCUGGAUAUGAGUCUGGACAUGGAGGCCAGGACACUAGCUAUGAGUCUGGACAUGGAGGCCAGGACACUAGCUAUGAGUCUGGACAUGGAGGCCAGGACACUAGCUAUGAGUCUGGACAUGGAGGCCAGGACACUAGCUAUGAGUCUGGACAUGGAGGCCAGGACACUAGCUAUGAGUCUGGACAUGGAGGCCAGGACACUAGCUAUGAGUCUGGACAUGGAGGCCAGGACACUAGCUAUGAGUCUGGACCUGGAGGCCAGGACCCUGCUGCUGUGGAGAGCCAGCAUUUCACACCCACAUCUCCUCAAGACAUCCUCUCGGUUAUCUCUCCCAGUGUCCUCUCUGGGGAAGACACUGGGCCAUCCACCAGUCACAUGAGCCAUCCCAAACCUUCACCUGGUUCGCAGUUCAUCCCAGGAGAACUGCUCCGCAUCGAGAGCACGAUGGAGGAUGGUGCCUACGAGUCAGAGACCCAGGAAAAGGGUGCAAAAGAUGCUCAGGAUGCAAUGGUCAACACCAGGCCACCUCAACCAAAAGCCACCGUGCCCAUGGGCUCUUCCGAGCAGCCGUUCCCUUAUGACUUGCUGUUCCUCACGGGCCAGUACGCGCGAGGAACGUACCCUGACUUCACCAAAAGUGUGGAGCGUGGCAGAGACGACUGGCAGGUGAACCACUACCGCAGAUAUGAUCAUGCAGAGGACCAGCGGGUCCAGUCCUUCCCCAGUGCCUCUGAUAAGAGCUUUCUGACACCCAGUAUGGAAGCUCAGAAAGAGUCUAAAGCAGCAGAUGUGUUAUGGCCAAGGUCUAAAGGGAGAUCCAUGAUGUCUUACUAUUGGUAGCAUUGAGUACAAGAGCUAUGGUCUUCCUCCCCAAGAUGCAACGGUGUCAACGGAACGGAAUUCCUUCAUGGUUAACUUAAUACAAAUAAAAUGUACCUCAAUGGUUUUGUUUUCCAGA
Messenger RNA from Gadus morhua (Atlantic cod), 1195 nucleotides. RefSeq lists its product as uncharacterized. The transcript has 4 exons. NCBI's taxonomy places the organism in Eukaryota, Metazoa, Chordata, Actinopteri, Gadiformes, Gadidae. The record is from RefSeq and is a predicted model, not a curated record. The coding region runs from base 16 to 1077 and encodes 353 amino acids.